Salarias fasciatus (jewelled blenny) is the source of this 4663-nucleotide messenger RNA. It is a transcript of the gene unk, whose product is annotated as unk zinc finger. Bases 91 to 2538 code for a protein of 815 amino acids. The transcript has 15 exons. The record is from RefSeq and is a predicted model, not a curated record. Gene Ontology annotation, molecular function: mRNA CDS binding; metal ion binding. Gene Ontology annotation, biological process: cell morphogenesis involved in neuron differentiation. Lineage: Eukaryota; Metazoa; Chordata; Actinopteri; Blenniiformes; Blenniidae.
CCGCUAGCCUUGCGCAAGCUCACAUCGUCGUAGAAUGCGGAUUUCGAAGCUAAAAACAAGCUUCUCGUUGUUUGGCUCCAAACGGGUAAAAUGUCUAAAACGCACUCGCAGCCGCCGUCAGCCUCGGCAGUGACGAGCACCGGGGGCCCCUCCUCGUCCUCCUCCUCGUCGCCCGCGGGAGGCUCGACGUCUCCCGCGACCGUGUUGAACGUCCAGCCCGAGAAACCUCAACAUUACACAUAUCUGAAGGAGUUCAGGACCGAGCAGUGUCCCCUGUUCGUGCAGCAUAAAUGUACCCAGCACCGGCCUUUCUCCUGUUUCCACUGGCACUUCCUCAACCAAAGGCGCCGGAGACCCAUCCGCAGGCGGGACGGUACCUUCAACUACAGCCCGGAUGUCUACUGCACUAAAUAUGAUGAGGGGACAGGCACCUGCCCCGAUGGAGACGAAUGUCCGUUUCUCCAUCGAACAGCAGGCGACACGGAACGGCGCUACCACCUCCGCUACUACAAGACCGGGUCGUGCAUCCACGAAACGGACGCAAAGGGCCACUGCAGCAAGAACGGCUCCCACUGUGCCUUCGCUCACGGAUCCCACGACCUGCGGAGCCCCGUUUACGACAUCAGGGAGGUGCAGGUGAUGGAGUCGCAGUGCGGCUCGGGCGGCACGGACGGCGGCGGGGGAGACGGGCAGUCGGGACAGGCGGCGAGCACGGCGCUCAUCGAGAAGAUCCUGAGCGAGGAGCCGCGCUGGCAAGAUAACAACUACGUGCUGUCCCACUACAAGACGGAGCUCUGCAAGAAGCCCCCCCGCCUCUGUCGUCAAGGUUACGCCUGUCCGUACUACCACAACAGCAAAGACAGAAGGCGCAGCCCGCACAAACACAAAUACAGAGCGUUGCCGUGUCCGGCAGUGAAGCAGAGCGAGGAAUGGGGCGAUCCCAGUAAAUGCGAGGGAGCGGAGGGGUGUCAGUACUGCCACACGAGAACGGAGCAGCAGUUCCACCCCGAGAUUUAUAAAUCCACCAAGUGUAACGACAUGCAGCAGUGUGGCAGCUGCCCCAGAGGGCCCUUCUGUGCCUUUGCCCAUGUAGAAAAGCCGUUUGCCCUGGAGGAUCCCUCCUUCCCCAGCCCCGGCUCCCCGCCUCCCUCCCGACCCCCGGACCCCCUCCCGGUCCAGGAGGCGUCCUCCAGUCCCGGCAGCCACGGCAUGGGGCCCGGGCUCGGCUGCUCCGCCUCCGACCCCUUCUCCCCCCUGGCGGCGUCCUGCAUGGCGGAGCAGGGGCUGCUGGGUAGCGUCCUGUCCCUGUGCGAGGAUGUGGGCGGGGGCCCGGAGCCGCUGUCACCGUGGGCGGGGGAGGGCGGGUACGGCAGGGCGCCGGGAUUCGAGCGGGAAGACCAGGCAAAGCAGAGAAGUUUCGCCGUCGAGCAGCGCAACAGAGAACUGGCAUCAACACAGAGCAAACAGGACCUGCUGGUGUUCCUGCCGGUCGGCAGUCCUCUGAGCCUCUCCUCCAGCAUCCCCUCCAGCCUGGCCGCCACCCCGCCCAGCCCCGCCCCCCUUGGACCGCCCGGGUCCGGCGUCUCCUCGGGCAUGAACGCCAACGCGCUGCCCUUCUACCCCACCAGUGAGACCGUGGAGUCUGUCGUCGAAUCGGCCUUGGAUGAUCUGGAUCUGAAUGAUUUCGGUGUUUCUGCCUUGGAGAGAAGCUUAGAGAGCAGCUCUGCUCUUCCCAGCGUUGGCGUCAUGCUGGGAGGCAGCCAGCUUCAGAGCUCCGCUCCGGUCAACAUCCCCGGAUCCUUCAGCGGCUCGGCUCCGUUCAGCUCGCCCUCGCCGUCCCCUCCGGUCAGGCCGCACGCUUCGCCGUUCUUCUCCACCCAUCUGUCGCAGCCGGGCCAAUCAGAAAGCUCCUUCCUGGGACCGUCUCACAGCUCUCUAGGUCUGAAUGGAAUGAGCUCAAAUAUCUGGGAGCACUUCCCGUCAGGCCAGGGCUCCCCCGGCACCCCCCCCACCCUGCUGCCCUCCGGCCCCUGUGCGGAGAGCGUGCGGCUCAAGCAGGAGCUGGAGGAGGCUCACAGGGCCCUGAAGCAGUGGGGUCACAGCUGGAGGCACACGGCUCAGUCGUGGGCCACGCUCAAAGCCGACGCCGAGGAGUCGCGCGCCCACGCGGCACGGUUGGCCGUGGAGGCGGAGAGAGCCAGGCACGCCGAGGAGGAGGCGCAGAGGCAGGCCUCCCUCCUGCAGGAGGCGCUGGAGAGCUUCAGGAGCGGAGACAAUCCCCAUCUAGCGUUGCACCAACUGCAGCUUCUGCACCGGCUGCCGCUGGAGUCGGUGCUCAGUUUACAGGCGCAGCUCUGUAACUGUCUGCACGCUGUGGAACAGGUGGUUUACAGGAAACAGAGACAGUGCUGUGUGACGUGUGGCGAGCAGGGAUCGGUGUCGCUCCCCUGUGGCCACGGACUUCAGUGCGAGAGUUGCUCCGCCUCCACAGAGUGCCCGCUCUGCCCCGAACAGACGCUGGAGCCGCAGCUUUCCUGACCUCACGGCUCAGUCGGACCAACUCGAUCCUGAUUCCACAGAUACCAGCCUUUGGAUCCCGACCAUCACUUUUGAAACAAUUAGGUCAUUUUUUUUAAUCUGCUAACAAGCCAAUCGCUCAUCUGGUUAUGUACUCUUAAGAUGACAAGCAUUGCAAAAUGACCAGCUUAGUGAGUCCUAGUCACCAGGUAAAAGCUCUUAAUGUGGGAUAUAAGGAUUAAUACUGUUUCCAGUGUUAUUAAUGGAACACCAAUACGUUUUAAUAGUUAUUACUUUUGACCAGCAACACUGUUCUUAAUAUCUUCAGUAACUCGCAGACCUACUGUUAUUUCUUCUUCAACCCUGACUAUGAAAUAUUUACGGGGGUAUUUCUGAAUCAUAUUUUUCUUCACUCUAAAGACAGCAUAUUUCUGGCAGUGUUAUUCAUCCAUCUAGAUUGUUUGGAGGUGGGUUUGCAGAGGAAAAUGGUCAAACUGUCACAAAACGUUUGGAGCAUUUCACAUCGAGUCAAUCCUCAAGAACAAUUCCCCGGUUGAUGAAGUUGUUUCAUUGGUCAGCCAAAUACUGUACGUGCAAUUGAAGGAGUUGUACCGUUGGUGGGCUCUGUAGCGAGAAAUCCUGAUAUUUCACCAUAGGUCAACCGAAUGCCAUGUGAGGAGCUGAUGAAACUAUUUUGUCGGUCAGCGUAGUGCUGUGUGACAAAUGAAUUUGCGCCAUUGGUCAGUCAAAUGCAAAAUGACUGAAGUGACACUAUGGAUCACCCGAAUCUUUGAUGAAGUUGCACCAUUGGUCAGCCGAGUGUUGCGCGAGUAUCCUAAUUAAAGCUACGUUGUUUGAUCACGGUCUUGCCAGCUGAGAAUCUGAAGUGUUUUGCAAGUGAUUGAUGACAUUGCGAUUUAAGUUAUGUUUGAUUGUUGAUGUGACGCCAUUGGUCAGCCAAAUGUUAAGUGAGUGAUUGUUGAGGUUACAGCACUGCUCAGCCAAACGCAGCAUAAAGUGAUUAAUGAAGUUGCACCAUUUGUCACCAGAAUGCUGCUUGACCAAAGUGACACUAUUAUUAAACCGCAUGAUGUGUUAAUGAAUUAUGAAGUUGCACCAUUGGUCAGCUGAUCGCUCUGUGAGUGAUGAAUCAUUGGUCAUUCAAGUGUGACAAAAAAACUGUUGGAGAGUCCUUUGUGCCAUUGGUUGGCCGAGUGUCCUGUUGGUGUUUUAGUUAUCCCACUGGUAAGCCUCAUGCCGUGUGGGCACUAAUCAAGUGUUUCCAUUGGUCAGAUAAAUUUGCAAGCGAUUUAUGAGGUUGAAAAGAAUGUCUGUGAUUGACCCAGUUGCACCAUUGGUCAGCUAAAUGUUGCAUUGUUGCUUAGGUUGCGUGAACAAUAUGAAUCACUGUUGAGGUGACCUUAAUGGAAUGAUUUUGCACCUGAGUGAGAGAUUGAUGGUUUUGCACCAUUGGGUGGCGGAACGCUGCUUGACCAGAGUUACACUAUUAAUGAACGCGUGAAUGACUGAAGGAUUUCAAGCAGUGGUCGGCCAAGUGUUAUAUAUAAAAAAAAAAACGGAUAAUUUUGCACCAUCGAUUCGUUGAAACGCUCCAACUUGUUUCGUCAUGUGAAACCUUCAUCUGCAAGGCCCUGAGCUGUGUGUGCGCUGACCUCUGAACAGGCUGGAUGAAUGGAUAACUCUGUGGGUUUAGCAUUUCUAUUAAAUUCACCUGCGUUUGAAGGUGCUGAACCGUCUUAACUGAAUCGACAGGUUUGACUGAAAACACUCAGAGGCACAUUGUAGCCGGAUCCAGGCGACGGUUCUGUACUGCUACAGCCCAACGGGACGCUGUCUCACCAGUCUGCUGGUAGCAUUUGUUUAGACUAUAAUGAAUUAGCUUUUCUCUCCUUUUUUUUUUUAUUUUAUUUUUAAUAUCGUCAUAGGUUAUUUUUUAGCUAAUGGAAAUGUUGAAAUUGUGGAUGGCUGUUCGGUUGUAACAGAAGUAUUUAAAGAGAACUAGCGAUGUUUGAAUUUACAACAGACGGCCUCUGUUUAAAGCACUCAGGUUUUCUCAGAUGUUCUUCUAAGUUAACUGGAAGAGAGAAGCAUGUCGACACAAUCGAGGCAAACUCAAAGCGUAUUU